GGCUCGACCUUUUCCGGUUUAGACGUUUACCAUGGCGGUCGGCAAAAACAAGGGUCUCUCGAAAGGCGGCAAGAAAGGUGGUAAAAAGAAGGUAGUCGAUCCAUUUUCGCGCAAAGAUUGGUACGAUGUCAAAGCGCCAAACAUGUUUCAAACCAGGCAGAUUGGCAAAACCCUCGUGAACCGCACGCAGGGCCAACGCAUUGCCUCUGACUACCUUAAAGGGCGUGUGUUUGAAGUUUCGCUUGCAGACUUGCAAAAAGACAUUGACCCCGAGCGCUCAUUCCGUAAAUUUCGUCUGAUCGCCGAAGAUGUGCAGGAUCGCAACGUGCUCUGCAAUUUCCAUGGCAUGGACUUGACUACAGACAAGUACAGAUCAAUGGUGAAGAAAUGGCAGACUCUCAUCGAGGCCAUUGUGGAGGCAAAGACCGUAGACGGAUACUUGCUUCGUGUGUUCUGCAUUGGAUUUACAUUCAAGGAUCAGCAGUCGCAGCGAAAGACCUGCUAUGCCCAGCAGUCGCAGGUGCGUAAGAUUCGGGCCCGCAUGACCGACAUUAUUACCAACGAGGUGAGCGGCGCCGAUCUGAAACAGCUGGUGAACAAACUGGCCUUAGACUCGAUUGCUAAGGAUAUUGAGAAGAGCUGCCAACGCAUCUAUCCAUUGCAUGAUGUCUACAUUCGCAAGGUGAAGGUACUCAAGAAACCUCGCUUCGAUAUCUCCAAACUUCUGGAGCUCCAUGGCGAUGGUGGUGGUAAGACAACCGAAGCUGUUGUUUCCGCUGAGGGCGCUGUUAUUGACCGCCCCGAAGGCUAUGAACCUCCCGUACAGGAGGCUGUUUAAAUUAUUCGAUUUUCGAGUUAGUGAGUGGACGCCUUCUGUAAGUGAAUAACUUCAACUCGGGAAUGU
Messenger RNA from Drosophila navojoa, 904 nucleotides. RefSeq names its product ribosomal protein S3A (gene RpS3A). Lineage: Eukaryota; Metazoa; Arthropoda; Insecta; Diptera; Drosophilidae. Gene Ontology annotation, molecular function: structural constituent of ribosome. Gene Ontology annotation, biological process: translation. The record is from RefSeq and is a predicted model, not a curated record. Gene Ontology annotation, cellular component: ribosome.